Punica granatum (pomegranate) is the source of this 2735-nucleotide messenger RNA. The record is from RefSeq and is a predicted model, not a curated record. NCBI's taxonomy places the organism in Eukaryota, Viridiplantae, Streptophyta, Magnoliopsida, Myrtales, Lythraceae.
GGAAUUCAUAUCGUCAACACAAUACAUACCUGUCAAAAGCUGGGAGUGGCAUACGCGGUAAUAACGCCCAAAUACGUGCCCUUUUUGGCAUCUCCCCCCUCGUUUAAUUACCAAAAGGGCAAACCCUAGCCUCCAUGCCCUUUUUUGUCAAUAAAAAUAAUUCCCCUCCGCCACCAAAUCCUUCGCCGUUCGAAUUCAUCUCCGUUCCUUCUCCCAAUCGUGCAAUCGAGGUUGGAUCUCGUCGCAUCUCGUUCUCCUCUAUCGAUCUAUACCUCUUUUAGGAUCAUCCGUGAGGCGUAUCCGUUUCUAGGGUUUCCGCUUCAGAUCUGAGGUUUCCAGCUCGGAUCUGUGAAAUUCCGGCUGUACGUCGUCAGAUCUGUUUGUCUCUGGGCUUGUCCCUUUCCGAUUGGCCCGGUUUCGGCCUCUUCGGUCUGCGAUUUUCUUGUCGAGGUUCCUGUCUUUCUUGUUCCGAUAUAAUCGUGUCAGAUCUGUAGAUCCGUUGAGUUUCUGGCUGUGUCCGAUGACAAUCGUUGUUGUCGGUUCUUGAUUCGGCUUAAUUUUUGAGAUUUGACCGAGAACUACCAGAUCUAGGGUUAGGGUUCCGCCGGAAAUUGGGGCUUCUGAAUUUUUUUUGGGGCUUUCUUCCUCCUCUUCAAGAAAUCGGCCUUCCGAUCUCGAUCCUCCCUUAAUUCGAAGGAUUCCGUCUGGAUUGAGCCAUCUGCCGUAUCAAUCGAAGAAAACUUUUCUUGAGCUCGAAGAUGGUGCAGAAGCGGCCUUUCGAUGAUGAGGAGCAGUAUGAAAUCUCUUCUAAGCUCCCUAAGCAACUAAAACACAAUGACCAGCUUCCUCUGUUCUCUGAAAUCAACCCUUCUGAAGAUGGGCGCCAUGCAGUCGAUGCUACAGGUGAGGGCGGAUUCAAGGAUAGAGAAGAAGUUCACGAGAAGUUUGCUGGUGAUCACUCAGUGAACCCGCCAGUGGAGUAUGAGGAGGAUACUGAUUACAGCGAAGAGGAUGUCCAAUUGCAUGAACCAUUCCAUGUAUCGUUCUUCCCGGAAUAUUUCUACCCUGAGCGUGGAGUUAGGACGUUGACUCGGCAUGAGGAUAUCUACUCUCUGCAUUUGCAACAUCCUCCUCUGAAGCCAGUUCCCAUUGGAUUGAAUUACCAAGCAGAUAUUCCUGCUUGGAACCCAAAUGGAGCGAAGGAGAGUUCCUCUGAUUUUUGCUCAUCAUCUGAAGUACUUUUAGUCUAUGAAAACAAGGACUUUUCUGGGGAUUCUGUGAUUCCAAUGCCUGAUACUGAAUCGUCCCAAGAUGAAGUUGGGGCUGGUAGAAGCGAAUGCAGGUGCCAUGAUAAGGGUUCCAUAAGAUGUGUUAGGCAGCAUAUUGUGGAAGCCAGAGAUAAACUUAAGAGAUCCCUUGGGACAGAAACGUUCGAGGAUUUAGGGUUCCUUGAUAUGGGGGAGCAAGUAGCGGGGAAAUGGACUGAAGAGGAAGAGCAAUUAUUUCAUGAAGUUGUCUUCGCUAACCAGCCCUCUAUUGGCGGGAACUUCUGGAACAUUUUGUCCUCAGCAUUCCCUUCGAGAACUAAGAGGGAGAUUGUAAGUUAUUACUUUAAUGUAUUUAUGCUCCGAAGGCGUGCUGAGCAGAACAGAUUUGACCCGUUGAAUGCCGACAGUGAUAAUGAUGAGUGGAGAGCAAGUGACGAGGAUGAUGAUGACUCUGUUGUUGAAUCUCCUGAUCACCACGUUGGUGUGAAUAAUAGCUUGGAAGAUGAUGUGAAUGAGUAUGAUGAGGAUGCUGCAGAUGAGACUUAUGAUAAUGAAAAUCUUGCUUUUGAAACUGUCAAGAAGGGCUAUGAGGAUGAGAAAGAUCAUAUUACCUCCAAGCUUGAUGACAGAACUUGGGACGACAGAGGAGAUCGGGAUCACCAAGAGGCACAGGAUGAUUCUUGUACGUCCUUCGACAAUGGGGCUGCUUCUGCUUCUUCAGGGGCCCAGCUGAAGGAUGAGAAUCAGGAUCGGUGGCCCAGCAGCUACAACGGGUUGAACAAUGGCAGCAGCGGGCACGACUAUGGGCUCGAGCCCUGUGAUGCUAAGCUGUGGGAUGUUGGAUAUGUGUCUUGUCCUAAAAGGGAUGUUGAUUUCUUGCCCACUUGCAGCAUGAUCGAAGAGGUUUUCGGUGACGGAUCUUGGAACUGCAAAAUGGAUGGGAAAGGUCCUUCCUUUUAACUACCUUUUGACCCGCAAAUUGGGAAGCAUGAUUUCUCUCUCCCGUCUUUGCCCUUUGUAAGUUCUUUACUUCUGUUAAAUGUAGGGGUAGCUGAAAAAUUUUCCAUUAUGUGAUUGAUCGCCUGUGGUGGGAAUUCUGCCUUCCUUGUAAGAUAGUAUUUUAGGAGGCGAUCAGGGUUUUGGGUUAUGAAGGGCCGUAGCUGAUAGUUGUACAAUAUCUGUAGCUGUUUUGAUUUUUCUCAUCUGCUGUCCUCCCGAUUGCUCUGGUUGGAUCGACCCGACUCCUGACUUUCGUGAAGACAUUUCGCCUUCGGGGAGGAUACACUUUGGGUGUUUGGGUUCAGAGACAAUGACGAUAGACAGUUCGAUGGUGUAACUGCCCGAGUAGGUUUUCCUUCCGUGUGGGAGAAGAGCAACUGUAUAAGGCUUCUCAGAUUUCUCUCAUAUGCACUCUGUAAUAAGAAAUUGACUUGUACAUUCUUCCAUAUGCUGCUUCUUCUGGUCUCA